Molecule: messenger RNA, 9705 nt
Organism: Aureobasidium vineae
Lineage: Eukaryota; Fungi; Ascomycota; Dothideomycetes; Dothideales; Saccotheciaceae
Source: the annotation of a GenBank genome assembly
AUGGCAAGCAACGGCCUUACGGCGACGCCCUUGGGCCAACAGGGAGGCUUCAACUGGCUCUUUCUCGUCGACCUGAUCGUCUGCGGCAUCCUGGCGCUUUUCUUCAUCUUCUACUUCAAUCGCACCGUCUCGACCAUCAUCUCGUAUGCAAUCCGCGCCUGGACAUGGCACAAAUAUCGCGCCUACAUCGACAUCACUUCGUUCCAACUCUCGCUGUUAGGAGGCCGCCUCUUCUUCAAAUCCAUCCGAUACCAUGGCCACAAUCAGACAGUCUUCGUCCACGACGGCAACAUCACCUGGCGAUACUGGUUGCGCCAGGUCCAGGAACCCCUCAUCAUGCAGAAAGUCUCUCAACGCCACGAUUUGUCUGACACCGACCACGCCAGCUUUGAUGCAUCCCAGGAAAAGGCCAGACCUAGGAGUAAGAGCGUGGGAAGGGCUGAGACUGCCCACUUGGACGGACAACGCACUCUUCCUUGUCGUGUUUUCGUCAAAGUCAAGGGUGUAGAGGCUUUCUUGUACAAUCAGAGUCCCGUCUACGACAACAUAAUCGCCAACCUACAGAACAAGGCUCGCACAAAGGACCCGGACGUUCCGAGCGCAGACAUACCCAUGCAAGAUCCGACAAGGGAGAAGGUUCUAGUAGCAGACGGUCUGAACCGCCAGGAAACCUCGAGUAGCGUCGACGGCUCUCUUCUGGCCGAGACCGCGAGUAGGACCACAACUAGGACCACCACACACGAGACUGCCAUCCCAGCCUUCCUGAAGAUGUUCCCUAUUCAAAUCGAGUGCAAGAAAGCUGCUGCUGCUGUCGGCAACGACUUCACCCAGAGCAUACUUACUGCCAAGCUGGAAAAUGCGAGCGGAAGAAUUGACGCCGAUGAGGCUGGUGCUUUGGACCUGUACAAGCUCUUGUUCAACUUUGACUUUCACGAUAUCAAAGUCGCUCUCAAGCCAAACACAGACUACCAGAUGUCCCAGAUGCAGGCAGCUGCACGCCUGGACAAGGACGAAGACCCCAAAGCAAAGAAAGGCCGUGGUUUCUUCGGCCUACACCCGAUACGUCGAGCGGGAAAGAUUCUGCAUGCUCUGUUGCACGCCGUCAUGUGGCUCUUUACUUGGCAUCGCAGCUCCAAACGUUCUGUCAGGACUGCAUCGCUUCUCAGUGAAGACGAAAUCCCUGACGGAGAUUCUGCCAAGCUACCUGGCGAAGCACAAUGGCAAGGCCUGGCACGUUACCUGGACGAGACAGGCAAUGAGCACAAUGAAUGGGACGGUGUUGAAUACGCUAGAUUCUCCGAUGUUGCAGAUGUGAAGAAGGCGAGCAUGACCUUUUACUGGGAUGUUCCGGGAAAGGUCUCUAAAUCUCACCUUGCUGGUCAGUCUAAUCUCCUCGACGAAGUGAAUGGCCCAUCAGCACCCGAGUAUGGCUUGAAUCUGUCAGUCGACGGUGCCGUCAUCAAUUACGGUCCCUGGGCCGACAGACAACGAGUGACCCUGCAAAACGUUUUCUUUCCUGCUUCAUAUCAUGAUGCCGUUCCUACACAGCGCCUGACCGUUGACCAAAAUCGAGUCGCGACCGUGUUCAAGCUCUUUUUCUGUUUGGAAAGUGAAAUCACUCUUCGUAUCCCGACCCGUGAAGCAUCGAAAGACUGGAAAUGGCAAGGUCGAGCCGAAGGACAUCGCGCGCAGAAGGCCACUAAUGCUGGGAUUCGCAAGCGACGUGGCAAAGGAUCAAAGAAGUGGUUCAAGAAAGAGUCACAGACCACAGGUGCUGACAUACGUCCUUUCGGUUGGAUGGAUGUCAAAGUCGCUGCUGAUACCACUAUCAAUUAUGCGAUGGACAUGUACGCACGCAAGGAUGGUUAUCACAACACGUUGAGCCUCGAUGUCAAGGGCACCGAGAUAUCCUCUAGCGUCAACCAUGCCAUGUUAUGGAAAUCAGGAAACCUAUUGCUGGAAGGAGACCUUUCGAACCCUUUGCAAUGGAACGCUUUGCGCAAAUGGAUCUUCAAGAUCCAUUGCGAUGGUCUCGAUCUGUACAUGCUGCGCGAUCACAUGUUUCUGUUAACUGAUUUGAUUGCUGAUUGGGGCAUGGGACCACCGCCCGACUUCUACACUUUCGUCCCCUUCGUAUAUUCUCUGGAGAUCAACUUCAAGAACUUCGGACUCUUCCUCAACGCGAACGAUGCCAACAUUGUUAACGAUCCGUCAGACCUCGAAGACAACAACUUUCUCAUCCUCAACGGCAAAGAGCUCUAUGCCACGUUAGAAAUCCCUCUUGAUCAAUACAGGCCGGCUCAGAACGGAAUCAAGUUCGACGUACUUGCCAAGGACAUGUCUCUUGACAUCAGCAACCCUCCUCGCAUCACGCUGCAUAGUCUUCUGCGGCAGAAACGACUUGCAACACUGAAGAAGUUGACCUUAGGUGGUGGCCAUACACUCUUUGUCGAACAAGCGCCAGGUCUGGUAGACAUGCUGCAGAUGGACAUAUGCGGAAGCGACUUGGAACUUCAAGCCUUCGGCUACUUGGUACGCAUGUUCAUCAAUGUCAAAGAAAAUUACUUUGGAGAAUUCCUGCAUUUCAAGACGCUCGAAGAAUAUCAAAAUGCCGGGUCAGAUGCUGCAAACGCUGAGACAAACAUGGUUGGUAGGUUCGCCUUCAGGCCAGCCAAUGAUCUAGACGUUGUUCUUUGCAUCACCGCUGAGCAUCCUGUCAUCAUGCUACCAGCAAAUCUCUACUCAGCAGAGACUUUCAUCAAGCUUGAGCUACCUGUGGCCUCGAUGGAUCUCCGAGUUGCCAACUAUUAUCUCGAUCUUGCGGUCGACAUCAGUCCAGUAACUGUGUCUUGGUCUGGUAUACACAAUGACGAAGACGAAUUCGAUGAUUCAGCACCGCAGAUCAUUCUCGAAAACGCAAGCGUCUCUGGCCAUCGCCUCUUUGGUCUUCCACCAACUGAGCCUGCGUACGUCUCGAAUUGGGAUGUUACUCUUGGCAACGUAUCAGGAGAGUGCUCGCUCGAUUUUAUACAGCAUCUAGCCAAGGCUGGACGAGCAGUGGCUUUUGCACUCGAUGAUUUCGAGAACGCUUUGCCGCUGGCACAGACUGCAGAGAUACCAGAAGCGGUCUUCUUGCAGCUCAGGACAGGUUCUAUCUGCCUAUGGCUGAACGAGGGCAAGUCCGCCAUACGUCUCUAUUCGGAGCCUGUUACACUCAAUCAGAACGAUCGCGCUGAUGUCCUGUUUUCAUCUCGCUUGCAUCUUCAGAUUCCCAACAUCACCGUGACUUGCGUCGACUCAAACUCAAUGGCUCACCGAGGGUCUCGUGGUGACGUGCAGCCGGCAAAGUGCAUUGCUUUCGUCCAAACCAGCCUCGAUAUGUCAAUGCUACAAAGGAAAGCACACUUCAACGCUGAGCGUGAGAAACAACAAACUCACAUCCGCCAACAAGAUCUAAGGACUGGCAGAGCGAAGUUCUUGAUAGCGGGCAGUGGGUCAAAGGCUGGAGGCGAUCAAAUGCACAAUGAGGAAGAAGAAGAAGAAGAAGAAGAAGAAGAAGAAGAAAAAGAGGCAAUGUUGCCAGAUCCACCUUCUAUGGCACUUCCCAAACUUCCUGAUCCUCUUAGGAAAAGGCUCCUGAAGAUGCGUUUAGCACCCGAUGGUUCUAUCAAGUCAUCCAUCAGCUCCAACUCCUCAAUCAACAAAAUCUCCACUCAAAAGGCCCUUCCCAAAGGAGACCUUGAUGACGUGGAGCACUCUCGCNCCCCGUUGUAUUACUCCAACUCAACAGCUUCUCAACCUUUAGGUACUGUAGGCUUGUGGAGCCCGUUUUCUGUCCCAGAUCCUCGAGUUCUUGAUGUCUCCGCCGACUUGAGCAAAGUACCGCAAUUCUCGACAGUAGUUGAUGAAGCCGAAGAUAUGUCUGAAACCACUUCGCAAAGUGAUUUGAGCAUCAACCUGGAUCAGAAUGGAGAGCUAGAUCAACAAACGUUCAUGAUCCGCAUGAUACCCGGUGUACGCAUAUAUGUUGAGCCUCGCAUAAGCGAGACUGUUGUGAACAUUGUCACUGCUUUGCAGCCGAAGCGCUCGGAGGAUGUGAUUGACACUUUCCAGAUGGAUGUUAUGGGAAAAGUUCAACAAGUCCAAGACCAGAGAAAGAGCCGCCGUGGUAUUGUCGAGUUGAACUUGAUUGUACCUAGCAUUGACGCUAGACUAUUCAACGACCAGAACCUUCACACGAGUCGAACAACAGCCGUGCCGGUGCAAGAUCAGCUGGAUGUUGGUUUGAGUCAUCUCAAUCUGACGCUUCGAUUCAAGCCCAUACCCGACACCGAGACCGGGACGGCACUGACUAUGCAUUUGACCUUGGAUUCUGCACUUGCUAAAUUCUCUAAUCCCCUGGAGAAGUGUAAAACAUCUGACUAUGCGAUUCGUCUUGGCUUCGAUGACGUCCUCAUCUGGAUGGUUCUGGCCAAAUCGAAGUCAGUACACGUGUCGUUCAAGGAUCUGUUAGGUGUCAUCUCAGGCAAUCAAGCGGACUAUCUGGCAUCUGUCUUCUCUCGAUAUGCAGCCAUCGGUGCCCAGAUUCAAAAACAAGCCGAUGCAGUCGAGAUUGGUUCAAAGGCGCGACUGAGAAACCUAACAGACUAUCUCACUGAGCAUGCCGAUGUCUCCACUGAUCCACCAUACCUUUCACGCAUGACUUAUGUACUUCGAGCCUUUCCAGAUCAUUUCCGCAAUCAAGAAUCGUGGAAGAUUGUUGCUCGAUUCCGGCACAUAUACGAGUGUCUGUCAGAUGAGAGCCACGUUCUUCUGGAACAACAGCUUGCUGACGGCACUGAUGAACUGAAAAAGACAUCAUCCAUUCUCGAAACCUGGGCAGCAUGGUGCAGCUGGGACAUUCCAAAUGUAGAGCAGACCCAAAUCUUCAAGCUUCUGCUAGGUGAUGUCGAAGCUAUGAUUCCGGAAGAAGAUAUCGAACCGCUUGACCUCACUUUGCGUGCCGGAGUUGUACGUAUAGCUGUUGAAUCGGAAAAGGCAUCAAGUGAAAUCUCACUUGGCAGUCUCUCCAUCGGCAUUACUGUCAUACCUCCAAGCUUGCCUUCGGGGCUUAUGCUUGUUGAGGAGAACUUGAGAUCCAAAACUGUCUUCCAAGCCCACACCGCGGCGUCAGUACUUCGACUCAAUUGGGACAUCUUGGAGCAAGUAGAUGCCUUCAUCGACAUUUAUUUCGAACAAGUCAGUCACACGCUCGAUGCUCUAGAUGCACUGCCAGAUCCGCCACAGAAGCAAGCAAUGGAAGAUCUUUCGUUCAGACAGGACUUCCAUGUCGUUCUGUCUACGGACGAAGGCAGCAUUGAGCUGAACACCAUCAACUUGAGACAUAUAUCCACAUGCAACAACCUCAAGCUGUCUCUGAUAGGUUCUGACAAGGCCUCUCAAGAUUACGGUGAAUGCAUUAGUCUGCUUAUCUCGGCAAGAAAGGCAUUCACCGAAUUGCAUGGUCCCGAUCAAAGGGUGUGGCGUACAGAUCUAGUGUCACCAAGCAUCUACAUUGAUGUGAAACAGACGAUUCGCGAAUACACAACUGCCGUCAACGUUGGGGGAUCCUAUGAGCAGCUGCACAUCUCGCUCGAACAAGAGACACUAGGACUGCUAGAGGUUGUAGAUCAAUUGCUGGCCGAUGAAGUAGCACACAUCUUGCGCUUCCAGCAACACAUACAAGAAGAACAGAAGAAGAGCGUCGCCACGCGGGGUCCGUCCAAGCCAGAUCGUGAGUUGAAACUGAAUGUGGCUUUCCUGGCCGGAUCGUUCUCUCUCAAUGUCGCGUUACUCAAAGCACUAAACUUAUCAGUGCGAGGAGACACUGCAAAUCUACGUGUUCGACCCAUGUCCGGAUCUAACUCCACCUGGUCUGUUGAGCUUCAUCUUGGUGCCAUGGAACAGGCUUUUGUACGCAAGGAAGACGGAGCCAAAAGACAAAGAGCUGUCUUCCAUACUCCACCUGCCACUAGUACUUUAAACCUCGAGUUGACGGAAAAGAAAAUCGGCAUCGACUUCACGGGCAUUAUGGAUGAAGUGCUAUUGGAAGCAUCUGCUGUCCAAAGUGUCUUGACAAUUCUGAACAGACCCGAGGUCCAGGGUGUUCUCGAAGCGAUCAGAGAUCAAGUUUCAGACUUGCAAAAGAGAGUGGAGAAGACACUAGCAACAGAUAAAAAGGACGUCAAGCCCAAGUCUGUGGCUGAAGAGAUCCGGCUGAUUGUCUAUGAUGUCAACACGACUCUGGCAGGCUUCAAGGUUGUCGCCAUUGCUCCUGUGUUGACAGCCGGCAAGGCACGUGCCGAGUUGACAUUCGGUCUUGGAGCUGUACAAGCGUCAGUGACGAAUAAGACUCGGAACGCAAGCGACUCCUUCCCUGACAUACACGGCAAAAUUCAGGACAUUGGUGCUGUCUUGACUCUGAUCGAGGAUGGACAGCGUCGUCCCUGUGGCCAUGUUACUGUCAGUGUCGCAGUGGAUUGUUGCACCCAAGAACCUGCAUCAGGACCUAUUACACGAGACAUUAAAGCACGCAGUGAGUCUUUCGAUGUAUUCGCUUAUGCCGAUACAGCGUCGACUAUUGUGGAUAUUGUGACACACGUACACCGCAAGAUCCUCGAUCUUGACCUCUCGAAAGAGGUUGAGUAUCUCAGAAGGCUGAGAAAGCGUCGAGCCAAACGGCGAAAGUCCAUCGCUGUGCCUGCACCAGACUCAAUCAAGGAGGAAGAAGACGAAGAGGCUGUGGUGGACAUGCCAUCUGCACGACCUGCACUUCUUGACUUCUCUCUGGAUCUACGUAAGAUUCGCAUUGUCUGGGUAGUCAUCAGAAAUCGAUCGACUGCCGGUGACCAAGAGCCCCAGGAUCUAGAAGUGUCCUUCUCUCGCGUAAACCUUGCCAUUCAAAAACAAAACGAGGCGCGUCUGUCCAUUCAAGAUUUGCAGGUUCAGGUCGUACCUAAAAAACACAAAGCCUUUGAGAGAUCUGAGAACUCGGCUUUGUUGCCAGAAGUUGUCUUCACCGUCAGAUACGAAAGUGGUAAAGAAGGUGUUCGUAUCGCGUGUCAAGCUGCGGGUCAAGCCCUUGAUAUUCGCUUGGAUUCAGGAUUUGUUGUGCCUGUAAGCAUGCUACAGAAAUCUAUAUCUGCGGCAAUCGACCAAUACCGUGCUGCAAAGCUGAGCUGGCAAGCCGAUGCAACUCCAGACGAAAACAAGUCAACACCGCGGGCUAGUCCCUUUGGUGACAAACGUUUGGCUUCAGUACAGGCCGACGUUAACUUCAAGGGUGCCCUGUUCUAUAUCCAAGGAGACGCACCUACUCAAUCUAAUACUGCUCUUCGACCUGCACAUAUCGAUCUACCAUACAAACGCAACCGCGCAAACAGCCACGCUUCGCAAGAUAACAUCGAUACGUCGUUACGAGCUCCUGGCAUCGCCAUCAAGGUCGAGUACUCGAACCUUCCCGAAAAAGAGCAGAUCCUCAAUGGUGAGAUCAAGGUGGAUGCGUCAAGCAACACGGUCUACCCAGAACUUGUUCCUAUUGUUCUUCAAAUCACACAUGGUAUCAAAGAGGUUGUCAGAUAUGGCGAGGAGGAACGCAAGACUCCUUCUACUCCCAAAAUCGCACAAGAACAAGCCUUGAAGUUACAGAGACUUCGUGGCGAGGACGACUCUUUGCUCAUCUCCGAUCCAAGCCAGUUUUUGGGUCAGAUGAAACUCAACCUGGGACUACGCAUCUGCAAGCAAGAAUUUGGUCUGAGUUGUCAACCGCUCGCUCGCGUCAACGCAAAGUCGCAGAUUGAAGACAUCUACAUCACCAUGAGCACCAUCAACUCCCACCAAUUCGGACACUUCUUUGCUCUAUCGGCCACAGUGACUAAGCUUGGCGCUUCCGUACAGCACGUCUACUCCCGAGAAUCUACAUUCAGCUUCGAUAUGGAAUCAAUAUCAAUGUCGCUCAUGAAUAGUAGACAUUUGACUGGCGGCUCCAGUGGUGUUUCAAUGGUGCUCAAGGUGUCCCCUACCAGGACUGCAUUGAAUGUACGUCAGAUUCAAGACCUUCUACUCUUCCGAGAGAUCUGGUUCCCACCAGAGUUGCGAGACGCGAGUGGGAUGUCGGCAGAACCAUCAACCCAAGCGCCUGACAAAAUGGCCGUACAAAGGUACCAGCAGGUCAGUGCCGCUGCUGCAUUCCCUUGGAACGCCACUAUCGCUGUUGCCGAGCUUGCCGUUGAUCUCGACCUGGGUCAAAGUAUUGGCAAGUCAUCAUUGAGCAUCAAGAACCUUUGGGCAUCAUCCAAGAAAUCUUCUACCUGGAAGCAAGACUUGUGUAUUGGGGUAGACCAGGUCAGCAUCAACAGUACCGGUCGCAUGAGCGGCUUUGUAGAUUUGAGCGACGUGUCUGUGCGAACAUCAAUCGAGUGGCCAAGUGCUGAUCGACAGGAGCACAAAGCACCUUUGAUCCAAGCUGCGAUUGGUUUUGGCAGAAUCUCAGCAAAGACCGCUCUGGAUUAUCAACCUUUUGCAUUUGCCGACAUUGAGGCUUUUAAUUUCCUCAUGUAUAAUGUGAGAGAUGGCGCGUAUGCUCCUGAUCGGUUGAAAGCUAUUCUUGAGGGCGAGAAAGUGUACGUCUUCUGCACCGCAACCAGUCCAGCUCAAGCUGUUGGCUUGUAUCAGGCCUUUGACCGUCUCAUCCAAGAAAAGCAGACAGCUUACAGUCAAUCAAUGGUUGAUUUGGACAAGCAAUUGAGGAGACGAUCGGUGAACAAAGCACGAACCAAGUCAGCACCAUCGCCGCCAGCACCUAUCCGCAGACACACGACCGAAAGAAGCAAGAGCAAGUUCCCAAUCACGCUGGACACCGAUGUCAUGGUCAUGUUGAAAUCCGUCUGCUUUGGCGCAUUCCCCAGUACCUUCUUCGAUAACCAGAUUCUCAAGAUGGAGGCAUCCGAGAUCCAAGCACGCUUUGCCGUAGGAGUUGAGGACGAGCGCGUGCACAGUAACCUCAGUAUGACGCUCGGACAACUCCAAGUCGCACUUGCUCAGGUCAAAAGAGUCAGCGUACCCAAAACACUCGGAGACAUCUCCAUCGAAGAGGUCAUAGGAAGCGCCACAGGCGCCAAGGGCGGCAUCAUCCUUCGCGUCCCCAAAGUCAUUGCUUCCAUGCAAACGUGGCAGCAACCGCAAUCGAACAACAUUGACUUUAUCUUCAAGAGUUUGUUUGAAGGCAAGGUCGACGUCGGCUGGAAUUACUCGCGCAUCAGCUUCAUCAGAGGGAUGUGGGAAACGCACUCGCGAACGCUCGCUUCCAGACUCGGCAAACCUUUACCUGAGUCCGCGGUCAAGAUCACCGCAAACGGACCACAAAAGAAUGACUCUUCAUCCUCAACGCAGGAAGUUGCAGACAAGACGCCUGGACACGGCGAACAAGGCAAGAUUACCGCUGUUGUCAAUGUCCCACAGUCCAAGUUUGAAUAUACUGCGCUUGAGCCCNCCAUCAUUGAGACACCACAGUUGAGGGAUAUGGGCGAGGCUACUCCACCGCUUGAGUGGAUUGGAUUACACAGAGAAAGGUUGCCGAAUGUGACUCAUCAGGUUGUUAUUGUCGCCCUGUUGGAGAUUGCGAAAGAGGUUGAGGAUGCCUAUGAGAGGAUCUUGGGGUCGUCGUGA